Messenger RNA from Fraxinus pennsylvanica, 651 nucleotides. The record is from the annotation of a GenBank genome assembly. NCBI's taxonomy places the organism in Eukaryota, Viridiplantae, Streptophyta, Magnoliopsida, Lamiales, Oleaceae.
AUGGUAGAAAUCAAGAGGAUCAUUCAGAGAGGAUCAAACAUCAAAGAUUUUAGAACAAAGAAAAUUUUUGUGGGUGGAAUUCCGACAACAGUCGAUGAAGAUGAAUUCAGGGACUUCUUUUUGAAGUUUGGAGAUGUGAAGGAGCAACAAAUUAUGAGUGAUCAUUCAAGUGGCCGUUCUCAUGGCUAUGGAUUUGUUACGUUUGAGACUGAACAGUCUAUUGAUGAUAUCUUGGCAAACGGCAACAAGCUUGAUUUUGCUGGAGUUCAGCGGCUGAGUAACUCAAGAGCUGGAUUUGAAGAUACUUACGAUGGAUUUGGUGAAAAAGAUUUUGGUACAAGAGCCUAUGGAGGUAGAGGUAGCAGUUAUUGUGGGUAUGGUAGAAGUGAACUUGGUGUUUACAGUGGAUGUGGUGUGGGUGGUUAUGGAGGUUUUAGAGGGGAUCCUUCAUUAGAAUAUUCCAGCCGUUAUGGGGGAGGUAAUGGUAGAGUCUAUGAUUUAGGUGGCGAGUAUGGUGGGCCUGGUGAGAGAUAUGGAGGAUAUGGUGGUGGUGGAUAUAGAGGAUACAGUGUUGUUACUAGUUUUGGGGGUGGCUAUGGAGGGGUGACAGCGGCUAUGGAGGUGGCAGUGGAGGUCACGCUAUCGAAAUAG